Molecule: messenger RNA, 3463 nt
Organism: Protobothrops mucrosquamatus (brown spotted pit viper)
Lineage: Eukaryota; Metazoa; Chordata; Lepidosauria; Squamata; Viperidae
Gene: CALCOCO2
Product: calcium binding and coiled-coil domain 2
Exons: 15
Coding region: 294-1595 (433 amino acids)
Biological process (GO): positive regulation of autophagosome maturation; xenophagy
Cellular component (GO): autophagosome; PML body
Source: RefSeq, a predicted model, not a curated record
AGCGUCUCUUACUGAGAAAGGAGUUGCGUGCGUCAUUCGUUCUGAGCAGUCUGCAAUUCUUGUGGGAGAUCUUCGGUUCUGCUAACUACCGGCAAAGAAGUAAGACUUGCCUCAAUCAGUAGAAAACCAAUACCUGUUGGGAUAAUAAGUCAGGGACAUCGGACUCAGUUUCUGCCUGUCACAAAGCUGUUAAGACAACCACAAGUUCAGAAGUGUUUCUGCUGUUUGCAUCACUAAGCUGCUUCAGAGGUUUCCACCACAGCUGUACAAAUCUGGAAACAGAGGAUUUUAAUAUGGAGGAUAUGCUUUGUGCAAGUAAUAAUUUGGAGGAACCGCCUACUUCUGCUGUCAUGUUGGAAAGCUGUCAUUUCUCUCAGAUUGUCUUUGAAAACAUAGAGAAAUUCUAUGUUCCUGGAACAGAUAUAACUUGCUGUUAUAACCUUUCCCAAUUCUUCACACCUCGCAAGAAGGACUGGGUGGGCAUAUUCAGAGUGGGAUGGAAGACAACUCGUGAAUACUAUACAUUCAUGUGGGCCCCUGAGCCCAGUGAUUCUGAGAACAGCUAUGCUGAACAACAGCAGGUGCUUUUUAAAGCCUACUAUCUGCCAAAGGAUGAUGAGUAUUAUCAGUUUUGCUAUGUUGAUCAAGAUGGGCAAAUCCGUGGGGCCAGUGUCCCUUUUCAAUUUCGUACUGAGAUUGAGGAUGACAUGCUGGUGAUUACUAAAGAGGGGGAAGUGGAGAAAAUACAACAGCAAAAUGAAACAUUGCUUCAAGAAAAUAAGAAACUGAAGAAGGAUCUAGUAAGUCUUCAGGACCAGAAUGUGCAUCUACAAGAAAAAGUUGUAGCAGCUAAGGUUCUCCAAGAUAGAGUGAACACUUUACAGAACAGAUGUGAGAAACUUGAAUCCCAAAAGAAUGAUCUGGAAAAGGAGAAGUGUGCCAUUAAGGCAGACCUGAUGCAGAUCAAAGAAGAGAAAGAAUCUAUGUUAUCUGAGAAAGAACAGGUGGGAAACCGGCUGAGAACCAUUUUGUGCCAAACAGAAGAACUUCAAUUGCAAGUGCAAAGUCAACAGAAGGAGGUGGAAACCCUGCAGGAGACCAUUAAAGAUAAAGUAAAGCAUGUGGAAGAAUUGAAGGGAGAGAAUUAUCAAUUAAACGCUGCCUUGUUUAGUCAGCAAAAGUUGAACAAGAUUCAGGAAGAACAAACACUUGCACUUCAAAUCCUGAAGAAGGAAAAAGAUGAAAUAGAGCAAGAAAAUCAGAAAUUAUGGCAGGAAAAUGAGGGGUUGAGGGCACGCCUCCCUGAAAUACGCAGUUCAUCUGCUGGACUGCUAUCCCAGUCACCAUCUAAUUCUAUGCUCCUGUUUGGAAAUCCAUAUUCUGCAUCACCAGAAGUUGCUGAGAUGGACCCGGUCUCCCAAAAAAGGUGUCCCAUUUGCCAGGAAGUCUUCCCUAAUGACAUUGGACAACAACAGUAUUUGGAUCAUGUGCAAAAUCAUAUCCUCGACUGUCCAUAUUGCGAUAAAACCUUUGACAGCUCAAACAAGCAAGUGUACGAUGAUCAUGUCUUUUGCCAUCGCUUAGACCAAGAUUAAGCCUGCUUGCACCACCGAAGCUAUUACACUAAUGCCUUUUUUCUUUCAUUUCUUUCCUUUGUAUGAUCUGGCAGGGAUAGAUACUUGAUCUGCUAAACUUGACAUACAAGGCUGAAGUCUGUUGUUAGGUCUGAAGUACUGAUUAGUUUAAUUUUCUUGUGACGCAUGUGUUAAAUUAAAUAAUACAUUAUGCUUUUGCUUUGGAAGCAGAAUUUUCCAUUUUUAAAUCUUAUAUUUAAAAAUAAGAUGCUUUUUUCCUCUACCCUUAAUCUAUGAAUAAUGAAUCACGUUCAUGAUAAGCAGUUAGAGUUUUCUAGCUCUACUAGAGAGAAUAUUUCUAGCACAUGGACUCCAGCACAAUGAAAGUUUGGAAGACUAAACCUCUGUGACCAAUCCAGAUUGGAUCCUGCAACAUUAUCCUGGGACAUGUAUAUUUGACUUCAUCGUGGUUUCUAGCUCUGCUAGUAGCAAAGAAUAAAAUUGCAUUUUUGCUUGCUUUGCUUCUAUUUUAUGCUGUUCAGGCAAAGCAACAAUUAUUCUUCCCAGUUACAAAAAUAUUCCAUGUCUGUUGUCAGGGAGCUCACUAUCGUAUCAGAAAAUGAUCUGAAGACUGAACCCAAUUUUUUUAAUGAUGUUGAGACUGAUAAAGGAACUAACAAGUUUUCACCAGUCUUGUCACCGUAUAGAAAGGAUUUUUAAAAAAAGAGCCUUUGCUGAAAACAAAAUAUUAAUACAUUUUGGGGCUUUAGCAUAGAGUCAAUUUAUUGGAAGCUUCAGAUUGGACUGUAGUGUUGUACCUCCAGCAUUAAGGAGUUGCAACAAUCUUAUAACCAGAAUCUCUGUCUGUUAAGAUAGAAAUGUGCUGCUUUGUUGAAAUGUCUCUCUCUAUAUGAUUGUUAAAAGUCCAAGCUUAAUAUAUAAUUAAGAGUAUUCUAUUAAAAUAGAACACAUGUGUGGAAUUCUUUUUCUUGAAAAUCACAAUAUUAUUUUUUAGUUUGACUGUGUACUUUUUAUUCUUUAAGACUGAAUCCUGUAAUAGAGAUAAGCUGCUUACAUACAGAUUAUAUACAAUGUAUUGGUUAGCUAAAUAGUUAAUAUUAUAUAUAUCAAAAUCUACUUUAGUAGCAUUUUUAUCUUUUAAGUUAUGUUGCUGCCUUUAUAAAAAAUUGGGGAAAUGUUUUCCAGUGCAGAAAACUUUAAAUUUGUAACAAUGGAGUACUUACUCCAUUGCCAUCACUCUGCUAAACACCUAACUCUCACAGUGCUAAUAUCCAUAUAAAUUAAUCCAUAUAGCAUGGCUGUAGUAGUAUUAUUUAUCCUUCUUAUUUUCUUUGUUCUUGCUUUCAUUUAUAUUAUGAUUAUGCAUGUACACUGAGUGUUUCUGUACAGGAGACAAAUUCAAACAAAGUAUUCCAUUCAAUUCAAUUCAGAUAAAUAAGCAUUGGUUUAUCUUUUUCAAGUACUUAUUGAUUACUUAUUGAAAAUAUAUCUUUUUUUUUCAGAAUGGAGAGAGAUACGUGCAUAUGCGUAUCCAGUGAAUCUUAUGUAGUGAAUUCUAAAUAUCUACUCUCUAGUAGUAAAGUUAGUCUUGGAAAUGAUUCUAAACUGAGACCAUUUUACCACUUAAUAUAUCAGCUCAGAUAAUUAAGCAUACCAGAAAAAACAGGAUUAGACUGGUUUUCAGAAGAAAUUCUGCUUGCACUCGGGAAUUAAUUAAAGAUCCUGUCUUAUCAGUUGUAAAAGUAGUUUCUUCCUUUAUAUUUUCUGUUUAAACUAUGUGCCAUCUGUUUCUUUUGAUGAAGUUCUGUAGCUUUCUUGCAGGUUUACUUUGGCUCUCUUCACACUUGGCUGCUUUUACCAAAAUAAAA